AUGGGCAAGAAGCAGACUACGCCGCCCGGCGCGAAAAAUACUAAGAAGGCUGAACCUUCCAAUGCGCCACCCGUAUCACCUCUCGUCUCCCUGACCACCCUCCCGACUCCGCUUGCUGUCCCGCCCACUCUCGGUGCCCUCAAUGACGAUAUCAUUUCUGUUAUCACGGGAGUUAUUGACUCUAUGGCAGCCCACAAUGUCGCGGAGCUUCCUUUACUCCCCGCCUCUUCCGACGGAAGCGGUUCGCAUGGCGCGUCUUCAACCACGGAAGUCUGCUUGGCCACCGUCCCCAUCGACGCCGCGCCAUGCGGUGCUCCAUCGAUAGCCUUGCCUGGAGCCGAUCCGACUGCGGUGCUAUCCAUCGGCAUCGCGCCUGACCCUGACCACUCCACGACCCAAGAAACACAUCAGCAUACCUCGGCGUCCGCUGCCCAAGAGCCUUCCGAACCUGCCCAGGAACCUGACGUUAUCGUCGACGGUCAGGUCAAGGAAGAUUUGUUGCGCCUUCUCGCUGAAUCUUGUGAUGUAUUCAACAACAGUAAGGAGCUCCGAUCCGGGCUUGCUGACGAGAUCAACGACUGCCUCGCGAAGCUCACCGAAACUCAAACCCUGGUCUCGUACCUCCUCGCGGAUCCACCAUCGCGCCCAGACGCUGAGGGCCCCACGGACCACGUCGACGAAGUGAUGAACCGUGUCCCGCCGUUCAUCUGGUAUCUCGUCGACCACAUCACCCCAGACUCUCCCGAGUGCAAGAUCGACGGUGUCACCCAGGUCCUGUACUCGUACGUUCUCACUCCGGAACAGCUGUGCUGGGUUCAAGUCCAGGCUACGAUCUCCAGGCUCGAGGCGGUCAAACAGCGUGAGCGUGGAAAGCGCUCGAAACGGGGCGUACGAGGCGGGACCAAGGCUGAAGAUCCUCCGUCGCUGGAAGAGCGGGUUAUCGAUCCGGAAGGCGUGGAGGCCGGUCCGCCAGCGGCCUCCACCCCCGCAGACACCAUUUCGACCCGUCCGAGGCAUAAGCAUGCGUCGGGUCACCUUUCCUGCUUUGUUCCGGACGUUCUGGUUUCCGCGGUCGAUGGCAGGGGUCGUCGGAUCCGAGUUCUCCUGCUUGUCGAGAACAAGCGGACCGGCAACCCCAUUCCCCAGCUCCUCGACUAUGCCAAAGAGUUCCCCAAUGAACUCGACACUGUUUUCAUUGGUGUCAAGAUUUGCGAUAAAGGUAUGGGUCUCCAGGCGAUCAUUCUGCGUCGCGAGAGCAACGAACAGAGAAGGUUGAAAUUGGUUGUGAUCCACGAAGAUGGCAGGACCGAAGAUCCUGCCGAUAUGGUAGACGUCGAGGGCGCCUAUGUCCCUGUCCACAGCCGUUUCUUCAUACAGACCCUGUUGGACGUUCUCGAUCGUCACCGCAGCCACAUGCAGGCGCCCAACUGA
Messenger RNA from Epithele typhae, 1431 nucleotides. RefSeq lists its product as uncharacterized. NCBI's taxonomy places the organism in Eukaryota, Fungi, Basidiomycota, Agaricomycetes, Polyporales, Epitheliaceae. The record is from RefSeq and is a predicted model, not a curated record. The transcript has 7 exons. Bases 1 to 1431 code for a protein of 476 amino acids.